Messenger RNA from Homarus americanus (American lobster), 309 nucleotides. RefSeq lists its product as uncharacterized. The transcript has 3 exons. The record is from RefSeq and is a predicted model, not a curated record. The coding region runs from base 1 to 309 and encodes 102 amino acids. Lineage: Eukaryota; Metazoa; Arthropoda; Malacostraca; Decapoda; Nephropidae.
AUGAAUAGAUACAGAAAAAUUGAUACAGUAGAGGAGGCAGUGCAGCGGACAAGGAAGGAGCUACAACAGCGCCUGGACGAGCAGGAGUCUGUCGUGCAGCAGCUCAAGACGGACCUAGAAAAGACAAGUGUAGAGUUGGAACGGGAGCGCAGUGAGGGGGCGGAAAUUGUGCGGCUGGUGGAAGCGUCGACAGAGGCAGAGCUGGCGCAGGUGCGCGCCAGUCUCCACGCCCAGUUGGCCGAGGAGCACCAGAACGUCAUCAAGUUGCGCAGCGAAAGGGCCGCCCUCAGGAAGAACUACGUCACGUGA